Messenger RNA from Linum tenue, 224 nucleotides. The record is from the annotation of a GenBank genome assembly. Lineage: Eukaryota; Viridiplantae; Streptophyta; Magnoliopsida; Malpighiales; Linaceae.
CUUUCAAUCAAUCAUCAAUCGAAUAUAACUUCACGAUCUUCCUUUAUGGAAAUCAUCUCCAUCAUAUAUAUCAUAUGCAAUGCAUGAAAUGCAGACUCUCCAUUUGUUAUUAAUUUGCGCGCUAAGGUCACCAUACGCCCACCCCGCUCGAGCUCAUCAUCUUAGUGGUUAUAUAAAAAAAAAAACCACAAUCUCAUCCAAUCUAGGAUUAUCAUAAAUCCUUU